This is a messenger RNA of Penicillium arizonense, 1503 nucleotides long. RefSeq names its product putative MFS transporter. The transcript is spliced from 7 exons. The coding region runs from base 1 to 1503 and encodes 500 amino acids. Gene Ontology annotation, molecular function: transmembrane transporter activity. NCBI's taxonomy places the organism in Eukaryota, Fungi, Ascomycota, Eurotiomycetes, Eurotiales, Aspergillaceae. Gene Ontology annotation, biological process: transmembrane transport. Gene Ontology annotation, cellular component: membrane. The record is from RefSeq and is a predicted model, not a curated record.
AUGUCUACAGUAAAGCCGGCAGAGGAACAGAUCGAGUUUCAGGUGAACUCUGAUAAUAAGGGACAUGCUGUUGAACAAGAUGUUCUCUACCAGGUCUAUGCGUCCAAAGGUCCGGAAUGGCAUCACACUAUGACCCGGCGUCUGCUUCGCAAGGUCGACUUUCAUCUCUUGCCCUUUCUUAUCUUGAUGUAUCUUUUGAACUUUUUGGACCGCAACAACCUAUCGCAAGCUCGUCUAGGCUCAUUAGAGAAAGACCUAGGCAUGGAAGGCACCGAUUACAACCUCGCCACGAGUAUCUUGUUUGUUGGCUAUCUCUUGAUGCAGUUGCCUUCCAACUUGCUCCUGACUCGUGUUCGGCCUUCGUUGUUCUUGGGAAUUGCAAUGGCCAUUUGGGGUAUGAUUUCCGCUUGUCAGGCAGCCAUUCAGUCAUUUUCAGGACUUAUUGUCACGCGAUUCUUCCUCGGAUUCGUCGAGGCGCCUUUCUUUCCCGGUGCUGUCAUGUUAAUGUCCAGUUGGUAUACCCGACAGGAGUUGAGCCACCGCAUUGCCUGGUUUUACUCAGGAAGCUCAUUGGCAAAUGCCUUCGGCGGUCUCAUCGGAGCGGGCGUCCUGGGUAAUCUCGAUGGCGCGCAAGGAAUCGCCGGUUGGAGAUGGUUGUUCGUCAUCGAGGGUUGUAUCACGGUUGGCGUAUCUCUUCUCGCUACUAUCUUUCUCCCAAACUAUCCUGCUUCUACCUCCUGGUUGGAUGAAGAAGAGCAAGCCUAUGCUCAAUGGCGUCUGAUGCACGAUGCCGGUGAGGCUGAUGAGGUUGGUUCAACCAGUAUCAAAGAGGCUUUGGCACUGGUCUUUGCAGACAAGCGCAUCUACCUCUUCAUUUUACUUCAACAUACUUCGCUCCUGUCGCAGAAUUUCCAAUACUUCUUCCCAACGAUUGUGCAGACACUUGGAUACGGCAAUAUCGAGACUCUUCUCAUCACUGCGCCCGUAUGGAUUGCCACAUUCCUAAUCUCGCUGCUCGUGACAUGGAGUUCAGGCAAAUCAAAUGACCGCAGUCUGCAUAUUAUGGCCUUGAUGAUCGUCAGUGUGGUUGGAGGCGUCAUAAUUACUGCGAGUAAUAACAUCGGCGCCAAGUUCUUUGCUAUGUUCCUGAUGCCCAUGGGGGCGGUCUCGGCAUAUCAGAUCAUCAUUGCCUGGGUGGCUAAUUCCUUCCCUCGGCCAUUGGUCAAACGAUCAGCUGCAAUCGCUAUUGCGAACAUGAUCGGGAACACGGCUUCAAUUUACGGCAGUUAUAUGUGGCCAUCUUCUUCGGGGCCUAGAUACAUCCCUGGGGGUAGUGCGACCGCUGCGAUAGCAUUUUUCGUCGCCUUGGUGGCACUCGUCAUUCGCCUUGUCCAUAUACAUAUGAACAAGCGAUUGGAUGAGACUGCUACAUCGGAGGAUCUUCGUUCCUCUGAUCCAAACGAUCUGGAAACGCGUGCUGUUGGAUUCCGGUAUAUUUUGUAA